GGUGUAACGACAUGAUCUUGUCGUGGAUUCUCAAUUCUUUGGAUCCUGACCUUGCUAAUAGUGUUAUUUAUGCUGAGACAGCUCAUGAAGUCUGGACUGAUUUAAAAGAACGAUUUUCACAGAGCAACGCUCCUAGGAUUUUUCAGAUUCAACGCAGCAUAGCGACACAUACGCAAGAUCAGAUGCCUCUGGCAACAUAUUAUUCAAAACUAAAGAACUAUUGGGACGAACUGGGUUCCUACAAUGAUACAGAAGUUUGCUCCUGUGGAGCAAAGAAGUCGUUGGCCAAGCGCGAGGAACAACAACGCUUGAUGCAAUUUUUGAUGGGACUAAAUGAAUCCUAUGCAGCGAUCCGAGGGCAGAUUCUCCUUAUGGAGCCCUUGCCAUCAGUUAGAAGGGCAUAUUCCCUACUUUCACAGGAAGAGAAACAACGUGAAAUCACCACUACCCAUGCAAAUACAGAAAGCAUGGCCAUGUUAAGUAUCCACAAUAAGAAAGGGGGUUCUUCUAAACCCGCUUAUCAAUUCCGCUCACAACAAGGAUAUAAUUCACAACAAGGACAGAACUCACAACCUCGUUCCUCUUUUCGAGGGAGCCAAAAAGAGACUCGACGUUGCACUCACUGCAAUGGAGAUACUCACACCGUUGAUACUUGCUAUUAUCUCAAAGGGUUCCCUCCAGGACAUAAGUGGCACAACAAAGAAGUCUCUCUGCCUGAUAGAGGAAGCAGUUCACACCAAGGAAACCAAAGGAAGUCACAUGCUGCCAAUAAUGUCCAAAACUCAGAUUCACAAGUUCAUCAUCUCCAGUCCAUCGCGCCCCACCUUACACUAGACCAAUGCCAACAAAUUAUGGGCGCUGUAGGUAAAGAAGAUGUUUCACAAACCCAAGUAAAUUUUGCAGGACUUGGUUACGAAGAAGAUGAUUGGAUUGGGUAGGCGGCAUGGCAACCUAUACUAUUUUGAUUCAAACUAUAUUUCUCAGAAGCCACCAUCCUCCUCACACCAUAUGUUAUCUCGACAAAAUCUUUGGCACCUGCGGUUAGGACAUCCAUCAGAUGCCCGCCUUCGUAUCUUGGCUCAACAUGAAUCUGAUAUUUUCUUUUCCCAACAC
Prunus dulcis (almond) is the source of this 1113-nucleotide messenger RNA. RefSeq lists its product as uncharacterized. NCBI's taxonomy places the organism in Eukaryota, Viridiplantae, Streptophyta, Magnoliopsida, Rosales, Rosaceae. Bases 12 to 938 code for a protein of 308 amino acids. The transcript has 2 exons. The record is from RefSeq and is a predicted model, not a curated record.